Manacus vitellinus (golden-collared manakin) is the source of this 767-nucleotide messenger RNA. RefSeq names its product pterin-4 alpha-carbinolamine dehydratase 1 (gene PCBD1). Gene Ontology annotation, molecular function: 4-alpha-hydroxytetrahydrobiopterin dehydratase activity. Lineage: Eukaryota; Metazoa; Chordata; Aves; Passeriformes; Pipridae. The record is from RefSeq and is a predicted model, not a curated record. Gene Ontology annotation, biological process: tetrahydrobiopterin biosynthetic process. Bases 1 to 399 code for a protein of 132 amino acids. The transcript has 5 exons.
AUGGCAGACUUGAUCAGUGGCUACAGUGAUUUGGAAAAUAAGACAGGUUGUAACAAGGACAUACAGACACUGUGGGAGGUGUUGCAGGCAGGAAAAGCCCACAGGCUGAGCACGGAGGAGAGGGAGCAGCUGCUGCCAAACCUGAGAGCUGUGGGGUGGAAUGAGGUGGAAGGCAGAGACGCCAUCUUCAAGGAGUUCCACUUCAAGGACUUCAACCGGGCCUUUGGCUUCAUGACCAGAGUGGCUCUACAGGCAGAAAAACUGGAUCACCACCCUGAAUGGUUCAACGUGUACAAUAAGGUUCACAUCACCUUGAGCACCCACGAGUGUGGAGGGCUGUCGGAGCGGGACAUCAACCUGGCCAGCUUCAUCGAGCAGGUCGCAGCUUCCCUCUCCUGAGCUCUGGAGAGACAUGAAGCCCAAAAGCCACUGUGCCACUGCCACAACCCGUGUCCAGACAGCUGCCCCCAGAGCCUUGUCCUGCUUCCAGGCUACAUCCUGGGAUCCAGACUGCCUGACACCUCACCCAUCCCCCUGCCCCAGCUCACCUGGAUGGAGGCCCUGCUCAGGGUGCAUAUACUGAGCUUGCAAAUUCCACCCAUAAAACCUUCCUUAGCCACGUGCUCCCAGCCCACCAAGUGCUGAGCCUUUCACCAGGAAUCAGUCAUAUCACAGAAACACAGACUGGUUUGGGUGGGAAGGGACCUUAAAGAUCAUCUCAUUCCAACCCCCUGCCAUGGGCAGGGACACUUUCCACUAGCCCAGGU